This is a messenger RNA of Camelina sativa (false flax), 950 nucleotides long. The record is from RefSeq and is a predicted model, not a curated record. NCBI's taxonomy places the organism in Eukaryota, Viridiplantae, Streptophyta, Magnoliopsida, Brassicales, Brassicaceae.
AGAAGAAGAACCUUAUCCAUCUCUCCCACUCGAAAACAGAGCAGAGAACGGAAGAGAAAACACAAAAAAAAAAAAUCUGAUGCUUCUCUCUGUCUAAAUCUAGUUAAGUGUUUGGCUUCCUGGUUCAUGUCUGGUUUGAUACAAUGGCUUCUGUACCAUGUUCUUUCAAGCUCUCUGCUCAUCCCAGAUCUUCUUCCAAGCGUGAUGGAUAUAAACAGUGUAGUCUAGUAGAGAGACCUAAAGAAACGAAGAGUCAAGUUCCUAAGUCUAUUACUUGCAUCAACCGCUUGGAGAUAUCGCGUAUUGCGCCAUUACAGGCGACGAUGAACAGCCCCAGAGGCUUUGGACCUCCUCCCAAGAAAACCAAGAAGGCUAAAAAGUCCAAACCCGGAAACCAAAGUGAUGAUGAAGACGACGACGACGAAGAAGACGAGGAUGAUGAUGAUGAUUAUGAAGAUGAACGUGAGAGAGGUGUGAUUCCAGAGAUAGUGACCAACAGAAUGAUUAGCAGAAUGGGAUUCACUGUGGGUUUACCACUCUUCGUUGGUCUUCUCUUCUUCCCUUUCUUUUACUAUCUCAAAGUAGGUUUGAAAAUUGAUGUGCCCACAUGGGUUCCCUUUAUUGUUUCGUUCGUCUUCUUCGGCACUGCAUUGGCUGGUGUGAGCUAUGGGAUCGUGUCGUCCAGCUGGGAUCCGUUGAGAGAAGGAUCCUUGUUAGGCUGGAACGAAGCUAAGAAGAACUGGCCUGUCUUUUGGCAAUCCUUUUGGAAUUCCUCAAGCAAGAAAUAGACAUAGCACAGUAGCUCUUUGCCCGGCCUUGUCUAUAAAAGCUUCAAGGAUUUUGUGAUUUACUUAUUACAAUCUGAUGUAAAUUUAGCAGAAAUGUUUUUGGGUUUGUUCUCUCCAUCAGAGGAUAGUGUAUGUGUCUUUGCAAUUUUUCUUUACCGACUC